Messenger RNA from Acanthoscelides obtectus, 465 nucleotides. NCBI's taxonomy places the organism in Eukaryota, Metazoa, Arthropoda, Insecta, Coleoptera, Chrysomelidae. The record is from the annotation of a GenBank genome assembly.
AUGGCUUCGUGGUCACGUAGUGAGAUAGGGGCAGUUUUACGCUAUAAUUUUACGCGUGGUUUAAGUAUAGGAAAAUACUUAGAAGAAAUCACGUUUGCAUUAAAUAAUGAUUGUCCUCAUAGUACAACUAUAUUCAGGUGGAACAGAGGAUUCCAAAGUGGCAAUUUCACUCUGGAGGAUGAGGGAAGGAAAGCCGCGAAGGAACUAGAAAAAAUUGCUCAGGAGUUCAGUUGGUCCUCAAGUUCCGAGGAAGAUCCUUUUCAUGCUUCUGAGGAAGACAGCGAUUUUAUUCCUUCCGAAAACGAAGAAUCUCAAGAAGCACACGUAAGAGACGAUUUGCUAGAAACCGAUGGAGAAGAUGGAGACGCAGAAGAUGGAGACGUAGAAGAUGACGAUCUAGAAGAUAAUGUAGAAGCUGAAGGUGGUAGACGGCCUCUGACUGUCGAACGCGGAGGUACCAGCUAG